Messenger RNA from Necator americanus (New World hookworm), 924 nucleotides. RefSeq lists its product as uncharacterized. The record is from RefSeq and is a predicted model, not a curated record. Bases 1 to 924 code for a protein of 307 amino acids. Gene Ontology annotation, cellular component: mitochondrion. Lineage: Eukaryota; Metazoa; Nematoda; Chromadorea; Rhabditida; Ancylostomatidae. The transcript has 8 exons.
AUGUUGGAUGAAGCUGCGUCAUCUGAAUCCACAAGUGCGAUAGCAAAGAAGAAAGAAUUACUUAUGCAACGAUUACAGCAGAGAAGACCAGUUAAGCAGUCAGAUAUACAGCAAGCAAAACUACGUGAGGAGGAAUUGACUGAGGUGCUAAAUCGUGCGAGAGAACAAGCAGAGUCAGGAGUUGUAGAUGAGGAAACAAUCAAAACCUUAGAAGGAUUUCUCUCCUUAGAAUGUUGUGGAUGGUCCGCAAGACGAAUCCAAGACGUUUUGGAGCUGUUGCGAAAGGCUACUAUACGCGCUGGCAUUGAAGGUCCACAGAGCACGACGUUUUCUUUUUCGGUCUCAAAAAAGCAAAAAAGCUCCAUUACAUCGGAUAGUCCUAAGACGCAACCAUCUGCUCCUUUAGAGGCACCAUAUAUUCAAAAAGUUUCUUCUGAUAACGCAAUCAGUUAUUCAGAUUUGACCGGCGAAAAUCUAAUUAUCACGGGUAAAGAUGGAAAUGAUGUUAAAUUGAAAGGAAUCAAAAACUGCCAACUAUCGUUUGUUUUUCGUCCUUCUACAGUUCAUAUUCAAGGAUUGUGCGACUCCAAGCUGGUCUUUCUCCCUGUUGAAACAUCCAUACUUAUGUAUGAUUGCUCAAGGUCACAAAUUUUUGCGAGCGCUCAACAACUACGUAUUCAUACGUCUAAUGAUCUUCGCCUUCAUGUUGGUGUUCGUGCAGCUGUUAUAAUUGAGUCUUGCACUAACAUUCAAAUGUCUCCUUACAGAGUGGUUUUUAACGGAGAGCCUGUAGAAGCUCCACCAGGUGACGCAUGGAAGCGACCGAACGACUUUGAUUGGUUAGCUGAAGGUCAGAGUCCAAAUUGGAAAAUCGCUUCAGAAGGCGAUUGGGAGACAGCAGUGAUUAAUUCCACAAUGCAAUGA